UCUUUUUUUCUUGAAACGAAAUAAGAGAAAAUUUAUACAUUCGACAAGACAAAACAAAAACAAAACUGAGUCGGUGAGAGUAGAGAAACAGAGGGAAGAAGAAGAUGCCAAGGAGCGGGUUUGCAGCUUCAUUAUCGACACCAAAAGUGGACGUGGUCAUAGACAUGGGCAAUCCAUUCCUCAAUCACACCGUCGAUGCAUUUUUGAAGAUCGGCAGCGUUGCAGCUACCAGAGCAGCGGCAGAGGAUGUAUAUUACAUUGUCAAACGACCAGGGAAUGUUUCGCGUCACAGCAUGGAGCACUCGUUGAAGAAGAUGUGUAAAGAGGGUGCAUAUUGGGGAACUGUAGCCGGAGUGUAUGCUGGAAUGGAGUAUGGUGCAGAAAGGAUCCGUGGCAGCAGAGACUGGAAGAAUGCCAUGCUUGGGGGUGCAUUAACGGGAGCUCUCAUCUCUGCUGCCAGCAACGAUGACAAAGACAAGAUUGUGAAGGCUGCUCUCACUGGAGGUGCCAUUGCCACUGCUGCAGAGUUUCUCAACUAUCUCACCUGAGCAAUGGAAUUAAAACUCUCUUAUUUCUUUGCAUCACAAGGAAAAAUAAUAUGGUGUAGGUCUUUCUGGCAUUUUUAGUAUUUUGUCGCUGCAAGAGCCACCAUGACUGGUAAUAUCACUGUUAAUAUCGAUCAUGUAGUUUCUAAUUUUCAAAGUCAGUUUCUUACCAUCAACUAUGCCUCUAUUUGACAGACCGAAGUCGUCAAGCAUCAUGUUAAGUCAUGCUUUCGUAGAAGAAUAAGCUUUGAUUAUCGAAAACUCGGGUGAAAUUUUGUAUCAAGCACCAUUGCAUGUUAGGACUCUGGAUAUUAAAUACACAUAUCUGUAUGAUA
Molecule: messenger RNA, 880 nt
Organism: Tripterygium wilfordii
Lineage: Eukaryota; Viridiplantae; Streptophyta; Magnoliopsida; Celastrales; Celastraceae
Product: outer envelope pore protein 16, chloroplastic
Exons: 6
Coding region: 105-548 (147 amino acids)
Biological process (GO): protein import into chloroplast stroma
Cellular component (GO): chloroplast outer membrane
Molecular function (GO): amino acid transmembrane transporter activity
Source: RefSeq, a predicted model, not a curated record